GAGAAAGCGGCGCGGGGUCGACGCAGCCCGCGGAUCGACGACUGGCCGCCGCCGCCCACGUGACGCCCCCUCGAAGCGGCCCAUAUUUGGGCAGCGCGAAUUGGGGGCAAAGCGAGCAGAAUCCCCACCUAUAAAUUCUGCGCUUUCCGAGGGACAGAACGGCGCCCCCCCCCCCCCACCCCCCCCCGCCGCCGCCCUCCCCACGCCGAACUUCAAAGGGCCACAAAUCAAGCGAAUCAAAGAGGUGCCAAAAAAAAGAAAAAACCUAAAAAAAAAAAAAAAAAAUAGGGGGGGGAGCGAGAGAAAGGAGCCCCCUCUAAAAAAAAAAAAAAAGAGAGAGAGAGAGAGAGAAAAUAUAUUUUUUUGAUGCCUUCCGACAUGAGUUCUUACGUAGCCAAUUCGUUUUAUAAGCAAAAUCCCACUGUUCCUGCGUAUGCCAUGCAAAGUUAUGGAAAUUAUGGAAGUGUGGCGGAGGUGCCGUCCGCCAGGUACUGCUACGGGGGGCUGGACCUGAGCAUCCCCUUCCCACCCGCGGGGGCUUCCAGCUCUCUGCACGCUCUGGACAUGGCUUCAGCCCCCCGAGCGACCCCCGAGCGACCUGCUUGCACAGUCACGGGCUCUCCGGGGCAUCCUGUAGCCCCAGACGACCAGGCACCUCUAAACGCAGGGAUUUACACCCAGAAGAGCGGUAACACGGCGCUGGAGGAGCGAUCUAAGAGCUCCGGCGAAAUCAAAGCCGAGCCCGUGCAAACAGCACAGCCGGGAGGACCACAACUGCCGCGGCAACAACCUCCACAAAUUUAUCCGUGGAUGACCAAACUACACAUGAGCCAUGAAACAGAUGGCAAACGCUCCCGAACCAGCUACACUCGCUACCAAACUCUGGAACUCGAAAAAGAAUUUCAUUUUAACCGAUAUCUCACCCGGCGGAGGCGCAUUGAGAUAGCCAAUAACCUGUGCUUAAAUGAAAGACAGAUCAAAAUCUGGUUCCAAAACCGGAGGAUGAAGUGGAAGAAAGAUUCCAAAUUGAAAAGCAAAGAGGCUCUUUAAAGAGGGGGGGCUGCCUCUAGAUGAGGGUCGGAUUAUUUACACCGGUUCUGUUGUAUCUACCUUGCGAAAACUUCUCCUUUUCUUUAUUUUUUGGGGGUGGGGAGGGCGGGGGUUGCUGGAAGGACUGUGUUACCUACCCUCACACAUGCAGCAGACAAAGGAGUUCUCUUAUUAGUAUGCAAAAGCAAAGAAAAUCCCGCUGUUAGCUUCAUGCAAAAUUUAGUGUAUCGCUCUUUAGAUUGUUUCUAAGUGUCCUAACCCGUGCGCUCUUUUUUGGGGGGAAAUCGCCGUGAUAUUGCUCAAAAACAAAACAAAAAUAUGCAUAUAUAUAUAUAUAUAUAUCCGCAGGGUGACUGGGUCAUAGUCUAUCAGCUCUAAAAUGGCAAUAUUCGUAGCAAAGCUGAGCUGCCGAGGAGGAAGGGAAAGAAAGGGGGGAGAAACCCCCCCAAAAAACAAAUGCCAAGCAAGUUGUCUGAAGUCACAGACUUUUUACUGUCUGCUGGCCCUGGUGGGAGAAGGAAAUUGCUGGUGGCUUUUCCUGCGUGCGAGGCAACAUCUGCCUGCCGGGAUGGUCCAGGGAAGACGCUCCGACACCUCCGCUUCGCUCUCUGAAGUCGGAAGGAAAAUGUUUACCCUCGCUGUGGGAUUGGGAAGCCCACGGCUGCUUUCCCAAAUGCACUUGUCCUCCGACCUAGCAAAACCUCCGAGAGGGCUUGAAAAGGGAGGGGGGGGGGUUCCGCGGUUCGUCCGCUCGUUUCCUCGGGGGGGCCAAGAGGGCAUUAUUUUUAUUUUUUAAUUGCGUAUAAAAGCGGUGAAUAGACCCCGGCUUGCGCGGAUGCUCCGAAAUCUCCGUGCAGGGGAGUUGCAGCAUGGGAGGCGGGGGAGGGAGAAAGAGCCUCCGCACCUAAUAUUAUUGUGUAUUUAUUGGUUGCGUCAUUAAUGUAGAGUCGCUAAAUGCUAAAAUCCAUAUUAAAAAUAAGACAAAAAGCCAAGAUGACCCCCAAUCUGUACAUCUGUGUUGAAAUUCGGCCCCUUGCAGGGAUACUUUGGGGUUUUUUCCCUGCACUAUUGUACUUGGUAUAUUUAUUGGUUGCCCUUUGCGUGUGCGAAAGGACCAGGCAACUUCUAUUUUGUCAUAUUGAAUAAACAGCGAAUAAUCCAAAA
Molecule: messenger RNA, 2214 nt
Organism: Dromaius novaehollandiae (emu)
Lineage: Eukaryota; Metazoa; Chordata; Aves; Casuariiformes; Dromaiidae
Gene: HOXC5
Product: homeobox C5
Exons: 2
Coding region: 367-1050 (227 amino acids)
Biological process (GO): anterior/posterior pattern specification; positive regulation of transcription by RNA polymerase II; embryonic skeletal system morphogenesis
Cellular component (GO): nucleoplasm; nucleus
Molecular function (GO): RNA polymerase II cis-regulatory region sequence-specific DNA binding; DNA-binding transcription factor activity, RNA polymerase II-specific
Source: RefSeq, a predicted model, not a curated record